Pipistrellus nathusii (Nathusius's pipistrelle) is the source of this 1110-nucleotide messenger RNA. The record is from the annotation of a GenBank genome assembly. NCBI's taxonomy places the organism in Eukaryota, Metazoa, Chordata, Mammalia, Chiroptera, Vespertilionidae.
AUGGACUCUAGUGCCAGCCCGGCGGGGACUUCCAGUCCACAGCCUUCACGGGCCAAUGGGAACAUCAACCUGGGGCCUUCAGCCAACCCAAACGCCCGUCCCACUGACUUCGACUUCCUCAGAGUCAUCGGCAAAGGCAACUAUGGGAAGGUCCUCCUGGCCAAGCGCAAGUCCGACGGGAGGUUCUAUGCGGUGAAGGUGCUGCAGAAAAAGUUCAUCCUAAAGAACAAAGAGCAGAACCACAUCAUGGCGGAGCGCAACGUGCUGCUGAAGAACGUGCGGCACCCCUUCCUGGUGGGCCUGCGCUACUCCUUCCAGACCCCCGAGAAGCUCUACUUCGUACUGGACUACGUCAACGGCGGAGAGCUGUUCUUCCACCUGCAGCGGGAGCGCAGGUUCCUGGAGCCGCGGGCCCGGUUCUACGCCGCCGAGGUGGCCAGCGCCAUUGGCUACCUGCACUCCCUCAACAUCAUCUACAGGGACCUGAAACCAGAGAACAUUCUCUUGGACUGCCAGGGACACGUGGUCCUGACAGACUUUGGCCUCUGCAAGGAAUGCGUAGAGCCGGAGGAGACCACGUGCACAUUCUGUGGCACCCCCGAGUACUUGGCUCCAGAGGUGCUUCGUAAGGAGCCCUAUGACCGGGCGGUGGACUGGUGGUGUCUGGGCGCGGUGCUCUACGAGAUGCUGCAUGGCCUGCCACCCUUCUACAGCCGGGACAUAGCCCAGAUGUAUGAGAACAUCCUGAACCAGCCACUUCAGAUCCCCGUGGGCCGGACGGUGGCUGCCUGCGACCUCCUGCAAGCCCUUCUCCACAAGGACCAGAGGCAGCGGCUGGGCUCCAAAGCUGACUUUACGGAGAUCAAGAACCACGUAUUCUUCAGCCCCAUAAACUGGGAUGACUUGUACCACAAGAGGCUGACCCCGCCCUUCAACCCAAACGUGGCAGGACCUGAUGACUUGAAAAACUUUGACCCAGAGUUCACCCAGGAAGCCGUGUCGAAGUCCAUCGGCUGCACUCCCGACACUGUGGCCAGCAGCUUGGGGGCCUCAAGUGCAUUCCAGGGGUUUUCCUAUGUGCCGGAGGAUGAAGCCGUCCUGGAUUGCUAG